AUGGCUUUGGGUUCCCUGGAGGUGGUAGGGUACAGCACUAUGCGUUUGGAUGGAGGUGCAUCCUUCCAAGCUCAAGAUGGCACCUUUGGGCCACUCCUGCGCAGUGGUGCUCGUUUGGAACUCAAGUGGCAUGUUGAGACCAAGAAGGGGAGGCCAGGGACAGGGCUGGGAAAAGAGACAGGUCAGGUCCAUUUCGAGGUUUGUGGCAAGACUGUAGGCAAAUUCCCAAGCUGGACAUCAAAGGCUUUGGUGCCUUUGCUUGUCAGGAAGCUUGUUGACGCUGAAGCUGUGGUGGGUAAAGACCCUCCUCGAGCCCUUGACUUAGGAACCAACAUUCCUAUCUUGGUCCACAUCUCUUUGCGGUCCUCCGCCCUGCGGACACCUGGCCAAAUGGCUGACCUUGGGAAGAGUGUUCCAGAGGCAGGGAAAAGCACGGCCAAGGGCCAAAAAGCCGUGCAGAAAGCAGAAGCUGACAGAGAAAUCCAGCGCACAGCCACCAGCAUGCUUCUAGAAAAACUGAAGCUCCCUUGCCCGCGUAAAGCCUUGCUGGAGGAUGUUCAUGAAGGGACUGGUAGCGGGACAGCAGUCGGCACUGUGGCACAAACUGGGGAGGCUGGAGUGGUACAGGCGGAGGAGGAAGGUGAGGACCAAAUGUCCACUGCAGCUGCAGCCCAGUUAGGACGUUCCGAUCAACUCGAGAGGCAUGAGCUGCCAGGCAUUUUGUUGCCCGACAACAUCUUUGAAACGACACUCCGGCCCUACCAAGCAAAGGCAGUAUACUGGAUGUGGCAGAGGGAGAAUCCAACAUCCUCUUUGCCAGAUGCCUUCAAAAAUGGAAGCUUGGACAAGUCAGAUGAUGCGCAGCGAACAUUUCGCAUCGCUACCUCAGCUGAGGCAGGGCAGGAGAGGCAGCUCCAUCCAAUGUGGGACGAGUACGAGCUCCCGGACAGUUCAACGGCGCCGCUUCCAGGUGUCAGGGAACCACCACGAUUCCUAUACUACCAUCGAACCAGUGGAGCUUUGUCUCUUGACUUCCCUGAUGCUGCUUUGGCUUAUUGUCGAGGAGGAAUUCUGGCGGAUGAUAUGGGCCUUGGAAAGACUGUGAUGUGCCUGGCAUUGAUGGCUUUGGACUUUGGUGAGCUCCCUACAGCUCGGACUGCUGCGCCAGAGCUUCGAGCGCUGGAAGAGGCUGAGGUUCCCUCAAAGCAGCGUUACCCUGUCCUAGACCAUGGUGCUGAUGGUGCUGAUCGCGUCGCUGGUGUGCUCGUUGUGGCUCCUUUGUCUUUGAUCAGGCAGUGGCAAUCAGAGGCCCAGAAGCAUUUUCUUUCCUCAGCUUGCCCCACAAUGCACGAGUUCCAUGCCUCAGGUUGCAAGGUCCCCUUGGAACAGCUGCGAGAUUAUGGGAUCGUCCUCACCACGUACAACACACUGGCAUCUCAAGGAGGUGACUCGCCGCUUUUCCAGCUCUACUGGCGAAGAAUUGUUCUUGAUGAGGCUCACUCUAUCAAGAACCGCUGCAGCAGGCAAGCCCAAGCCGCCUUUCAGCUGCGAGGCUUUUGCAGAUGGUGUGUCACUGGUACGCCUCUUCAAAACAGUGUGGAAGAGCUGUUCUCUGCCAUCCGCUUCCUACGCGUUGAGCCUUGGUGUGCCUGGCCUUGUUGGCGUCAAUCCGUAUCUGUUCCUCUUGACAAGGGCCGCCAAGGAGAUUCAGCGGCAAUGACCUUGGCAUUGGACACCGCACGCAGAAUUGUUACUCCACUGAUAUUGCGGAGAACGAAAAGCACGGUGGAUCCUUCUACAGGCGAACCUUUACUACGAUUACCCGCUAAGCAUGUCCAUGUGCAUCGCUUGCAGCUGUCGUUGGCCGAGCGCGACUUUUAUGAGACACUCUGGACCAAGGCCAAGACUCAGUUUGACACUUUCGUGGCAGCUGGUGAGGUCCUGUCAAAAUACACCCAUAUUUUGCAGCUGAUCCUAAAGCUCCGACAAGCCUUGUGCCAUCCUUUCAUGGUUUUCGCCCGUGAGCGCACGAAAGAUGAAGAUUUGGACACUCUUGAAAAGAAUUACUUGUUGGGUGCUAGUGGGGACCAAGUUUCGGAGACCUUUGCCAAUAAGCUCUUGGAGGAAAUCAAGAGUGGGCAGCUGAGUGAUUGUGCAAUUUGUUGCGAUGAACCUCAGGAUCCCACUUUGACCCCCUGUGGUCAUAUUUUCUGUCGGGAGUGCUGCUACAAGAUCAUUCAUCAGUGUUCCGGGGAGUGUCCUGUUUGCAGGACCGGAGGCAUAACCAAAAAGAGCUUGAAGGUCCUGCCAGGCGCCUCUCGGUUUCCUGCGCAUCUCAUGGCCAAGGCUUCUGCCGAAAACAAAGGAACUGGAGCACAUCAUAGUACCAAGAUGAAAGAGCUUCUGACCCUCUUACGUGCAGACAUGGCUGAAGGUCGGCGUGCAGUUGUGUACACCCAGUUUACAUCUUUCAUGGAUUUGAUUUCUGGGGCCCUAGACGCUGAGGGUAUCAGCCACAAAAGAUUUGAUGGAUCCCUAAAGUUGGAGCAGCGUGAUGAGUGCGUGAAGUGGCUGGCCGAAGAGGCUCCAGGUCAUUCGGGGGCAAGAGUGCUCCUGGUGUCUCUGAAGGCAGGUGGUUCUGGGUUGAACUUAGUGGCAGCUUCAAGGCUGUAUUUGAUGGAUCUUUGGUGGAACCCUGCAGUUGAGGAACAGGCGAUUCAGCGGGUACACCGAAUUGGGCAGAAGCAAGAAGUUCACAUCUUCAGAUUUGUUGUGGAGGACAGCAUCGACAUUGACUUGUUGGAGCUACACCGAGCCAAAGAACGAUUGCUGGAAGAUGCUCUUAGCGGUGGGGGGCACAGUGAAACAGCGGCCAAGCUGACUGUAGAUGACUUGAAGCGCCUUUUCAAUCCAUGCCGUUCGUCUUUGCGCAACCUGAAGAAUGGGAGCUCGGACAAACCUGGGGACCCCACAGUGGACCCCACUGGUCCAAUUCCAGAUGUGGUCAUGCAACCAGCCGAGCAAGAGGUGUUUGCAUGUGGCACUGGAACUUCUGCAUGCCAUCCGGGAUUUGGCACUCCGGCCUGUCAGGAACCUGUGCUGGAGGCUCCAAUGGCACAGAAGCAAGAACAAGCAGAGCCGCCCUUGUUGGCGGUUUGGGAUGCUGCUGGAGAUCUACUUGAAGGCUCUUUGGCUGUGCAAGACGGCCACAUGCCCAGAGUUGACUCAGCUGAUGUUGUCAUGCAGCAGUCUACCCACGAGGGAGCUCCACCCUUGGCAUCUCAAGAAGAGUUGGACGUGUCGAAGACACAAGAUCCACCCUUGGUAGCAGCAUGGGAAGCUGCUGGGGAUCUACUUGAGGGGUUGGAGGGCACCGGAACUUUUGGUUUUGGUGAGGAUGACAUCUCGGACAGCGAACUCCUUGCAGCUUGCCACGCUGCAGAAAAAGCUUUGGUGCAGACUAUGGACGGGGAGUGCGACCUUGGCUUUUAA
Durusdinium trenchii is the source of this 3492-nucleotide messenger RNA. Lineage: Eukaryota; Dinophyceae; Suessiales; Symbiodiniaceae. The record is from the annotation of a GenBank genome assembly.